UGAGCAAGAUAUGAAAAGGCUGGCACCCUGAAAAAAAAAGAAAAAGUCCAAAGGUGAGGUAGAGAGUAGUGGGUAACAGGCUGAAGGGGACUGCAGAAACUUUAACUGUCAGGUUAAGUAUUAUUUCCCAUAUGACGAGGGCGGGGAGUUCAGCCAGUGAAACACUUCAUGUGUUAAACUUGUUAAAGGGGAAGUGAUGAAGCUGAAGGCGUCUCGCUGCUGCUCAGACUGAUGUUCACUCGUCAUCCAGACACGAUGAAGACUCCGUGUGUCUCUCUGCUCCUCGGUGUGUGUGUGCUGCUGCUGUCUGCACCGACUGUUUCUGCAGUGUCUCUGUCUGUCAGUCCAAACCUUCAGCAGUUCUUCAGAGGAUCUUCUUCAGUGUAUCUGAGUUGUGUUGAUGAUGGACAGACAGCUGAUGGAUGGACAGUGAAGAGGACCAGAGGAGGACUCACUGAGGGCUGUGGAGCAGCUGCUUCAGAGUUUAGUAGGAUUAACAGUUCCUUCUGUGCUCUCGGUCUCUCCACUGGUGGAAGUUUCCUGUGUGUAAGCUCAUCUGGAGAGCAGAGUGAUGAAGUCUCCAUCAGUGUCUCAGGCAAAGGUGUGAUCCUGGAGAUUCCUGCACUUCCUGUCAUGGCAGGAAGUGAUGUCACUUUGUGCUGUACACCCAAAGAGGGAGAAAGACGAAAAUCUUCCUUCUUCAGAGAUAAUGUUACACUUGGAUCUGGACCUGAAGGAAAGUGGAUUCUCUCUAAAGUCAACCGGUCUGAUGAAGGUCUCUACUCGUGUUAUACUGAUAUUCAUCCACGUUCUCCUCAGAGCAGACUGAGGGUCAGAGAUCCUCCUCCCACCACAACGUCUCCUCUUCUUCUCACUACUUUCCCUCCCUCCUCUUCCUCUCCACACUCUUGCUCCUCCCUUCCUCUUUAUCUCCUGGUCCUCCCUGUAGUCCUGGUCCUGGUCCUGGUUGGAGGUGUGGUCCUGUGGAGGAAACAGAGAGGUAUGUCUCACCUGGACUAACCAGGUAACCCCUUUAACCUGAGGCUCUCUGAGAGUGACAAUCAGACUUCACUCCUGAUGAUUUGAUGGCCUACUUCCUGUUUCUAACCGAGAUGAUGCUCAGAGCUGCCAGCUAAGCUCCACCCUCCAUUAAGCUUCGCUCAUCCUGGAGGUGAAGGUGUGUUCAGCUUUAGUUGACAUUUAUCUGGUUUCACAUAGAUGAUGGUUCAGCUGGAGUCACAUCUUCAUCUGUCCAAUCACAGAGCAGCAGAUUCAAAUGAAGGAUUUCAUGAAACUUUUCUGUCUGAGCUCAGAAAUACUGAAGAUCCUGUCCAAGUGAUGAUGUUUCCUAAUGUUUAAUGAUGUUCAGUGAGUUGUUUCCUCCUGUGCUGAUGUUUCUCUGUGUGAUGUAGGAGGUGGGGGAGCAGACCUGUGGAGCUGUGGAGGUGACGGCUGUCUGAGACGGAGCGUCUGCCUCUGCUUUUCAGGCCUGUUUCUGCUGACUGCUGCAGGUGAGCUGAUGUUCCUACACCUGUCUGUCCUCAUCAUGACCUCUGACCUUUGGUGACCUUUAGUGACCUCUGUCCUGUUGCAGGUGUGUGUGUGCUGCUGCUGUCUGCUCUGGUUGUUCCUGCAGGUGAGUUGAAGGUAACAGGAACUCUGAGGUGAUGUAGGUGCUCUGUGGUCGCUGCUCCAUCAUCAUGUCUAACAAUCCUCGGUCAGCCUCUUCUUCUUCU
Molecule: messenger RNA, 1736 nt
Organism: Oreochromis aureus
Lineage: Eukaryota; Metazoa; Chordata; Actinopteri; Cichliformes; Cichlidae
Exons: 6
Coding region: 232-1020 (262 amino acids)
Biological process (GO): cell surface receptor signaling pathway
Molecular function (GO): transmembrane signaling receptor activity
Source: RefSeq, a predicted model, not a curated record